AAGUCCGCUCCAUCCAUUUCCAUUGCAUCUGAGUCCUUAUCAUUUAUUUUCCAUCCGUCGAUUUCAAAGCCAAGCACAAAGCUUUCGAAACCAACUUGGGGGAUGACUAGGUCAAGGCAGACAAACAAAUCUCCUGACCUGCCUGGUCUAGCUUCCACUCUGGAUCGUGAUGUUGGAAGGAAAAAGGUUAAUGCACCUGUCACAUGUAAACCCAAAACAAACUCCGCCACGGUGAUAAGUCAGAAAAGGCUGCCCUCAGCGGACAGGAGCCAAGAGUCGAUAUUAAGUCUGCUUCCAUUUCAUAUGAAUCAGGGCCCUACAAGUCUUACUCACAGCGAAAGGGGCCGAGGGGGACAAAGGUCCAGGCAGCUUUACAAAUCUCCUGGCCAAAGGACAGCGAAGAACCAAACUGCUAUGGCAAACUUUACCAAACCAUGGCCUAAAGAGAGUAUGCAGAGUUCUAAUUCUAAUCAAAACAAGAUCAUACCUAAAUAUUUAUAUCCUAAUCAAAAAUAUACAAGGGAAAUUAAUGCCUUGCAAAACAGACCUCAGGAUUCUGGGUUAUAUCAAGCAGAGUUGGUAUUAAAGAAAAGUGCUUCCAAAUCUAGCUUCAGCAUCUCACCUACCCAAAGGGAAUGUUCGAAAGAGCCGGACCCUGGUAGAAAUUCUGGGUUGAAAAACAAGGACCAACACUCAUUUUUAAGGUUUCAAGGGCUCAGAACUUCAGCCAGUAAAGGACAUGAUUUAAGUCUGGCCUAUUCUCCGUUUAAUGAACAUAAAAUUGCACUGGAGUGCCCUGUUACCAGGGAAAUCCCAAAGUACGCACCACAGCAAAAGAAUAUUCCAAACAGACCUUUGCCGCCACCCCCUCAUAACUUCAAAGUCUACCUCAAUCCUCCUGUGCCUGAAUCCUUACAAGGAAAUCAUGGAAAACAGGGAUGUGUUCUAACUGGUCAUGAUUACCAGCAUCGACAUAUCAACAAUGCAGACAAUUCGGGAAACCUCAAACUGCUCAAUCAGAGGGCCAAAGGCGACACACCAACUCGCACUGAUAACACAGAAUUCUGCAUAGAAAGUCAACAAUACGGGGAAGCGUGCCGAACUCCUUGCCUUCCUCCAUCGAAACUGGGAUCUCUUCCCACCUCCAGCAAAAUGCUUUUGCUAUCAAGAAAAAAGCCGGAAUCGUUUAAGAACCAACUGUGUCAAUUUUCUAGCCAGAGUAACAAUCCCAAGCGUGGAUUUUUAUCCCCAGUCGCUGCUUCUGAGGCGUCUUGGAGGGAGACAUGCACCGAGCUGAAUCCAAGACCUUCGAAAUGUUUGACAGACCUGAGUAAAGACUCUAACCUACAUUUAAGAUCAAUUCAUGCUGGCAUUAAAAACAGCAUACAGGUAUCCAAAUCCAGAGCUGGACCACAGGACUCGGGGGGAGGGAAGAGCUCAGAAAUUGAUAUGUUGCCCCCCAACAAAUUGCCAAAUCCAUCAAAUAAUGAGGAGACUGAUUUGUGCAGCUGCCUUGAGAAUGAACCAAUAAACAUUGCAAAACUGGGCCUGCUGCCUGGCGUCGGCCAAGAGUCUCCUGUUAUACCAUAUGCUCAGAAAACAGGCCUGCAGAAGAAAGAAGGACGAGGUCAUGACCGUAGCACCUUUCUAAAGCGUGGAUUGGCCUUAUCUUCAUCAGUGGUUUUAGGUACCCCUGAAGACGCCAAGCACUCUGCUGAAUGUACCGUAACAGGUGAGUGCAGGAAAUUGUGA
Molecule: messenger RNA, 1752 nt
Organism: Paramormyrops kingsleyae
Lineage: Eukaryota; Metazoa; Chordata; Actinopteri; Osteoglossiformes; Mormyridae
Source: RefSeq, a predicted model, not a curated record